This is a messenger RNA of Corticium candelabrum, 1005 nucleotides long. RefSeq lists its product as uncharacterized. The transcript has a single exon. Bases 242 to 826 code for a protein of 194 amino acids. The record is from RefSeq and is a predicted model, not a curated record. Lineage: Eukaryota; Metazoa; Porifera; Homoscleromorpha; Homosclerophorida; Plakinidae.
AUUGAUCAAGUGGAAGGCACCUCCCACUUGGCUUGUAAAAUGCGGUAUUGCGGAAAAGAAACAAAGAAAUCGAUCAGGGAAGCUGGCACACAGUACAAAGAAGAGCUGGCAACGAAAUGGUCACGACGCAUCGGAUCAGAUAAAUCUUACUAGCAAAUUAACGCCACGUACUACAGCAAAGCUGCAAACCACGCUACUAAUUAACGCAUUAAAGUUUUCAAAAGUCAAAUACUCAAUCAAAAUGUGUUUUUCAAUUUUAAUAUACAUGUAUUUAGAUUUUUUGCUGAAAGCCGGUGAUUGCUACUUAUCAUUGUAUGAAAGCGACAAUGGCAGAGAAACGCUCAAAGGAGAGAAAGACGUCAAGAAGGCAAGCGAAUUCAACAUUCAUUUAGAGCAGAGCCACGCUAACAAACAUACCUACCUUGAUCACAUCACUGAGCCCCAAUCCGGGUUCUAUAUUUAUUGUAAGAGCAAGAAAUCAGGCCAACAACUCUAUCUUACCGCAGACUCGGGGAACAACAGUGUCACACUGGUGACCAGCAUUACCUCUCCAGAAGACAAAGGAAUAUUUUUUCUGGAAUACCCACGUGAUCACAUCCUUGCAUCACUCUCUAACUGGCCAACUGAUUCCCUACAUUUGAUUCGCAAAACAGCUUACACCAGACGACAUCAAUACUUGGUUUUGACUCACAAUCUAGAGAUCAAGGCUCUCUUUAAAGGCGACGCUUUCGAUGCUAAAACGCAAGGUCGGUGUCAGUUUCAAGUAGAACAUUCAAAUACAACGAAGGCAGGAGACUCAAUCAAUGAUGAGACAUCAAUAGAAUAGUUUACAACAGUAUAACAAUCAUGACGCUAUUAGAGGUGUAUCUGACUGUUGCGCUGUUUAGAUCGAUGACAUAUAUAUGUCUAUAGAUGAAGUCUAGAGUCUCGCGUUACUAGGCCUUCGAAAGGAAGCGGCCUGGCUUAGUUUUAGCAUGCAACAAUUGAAUAGAUCGAUUUACUUAU